GCAAAGUCGGCCUUUGAUCGUACCGCCGCCGAGUUGCCGCGAAAGUCGCGGGCGGAGUGUGAUCUGGCCUCCUGUUCCGUUCGCCACUGUCUGAAACCAAGGUAUCGUCAGUUUCCUCUGACGCAUUGCGAAUAAAUUGAUAGAUGGCCCUAGGGAUUGUCUCAAUCCCGUUUGUUCUUGUUUAUCUUUUUUACUGCAACGACUAACAGCGCUUCUUUUUCAUUUUUUUUUUCUUUUUUUACUGCGAACUCGCCUCGGAUUCCCGUGUUCCGCUUCGAGAUGGCGCUUCGUCUCCCGGCCGCCAUGCGGCCACUCCGGCCUCAUAGGCUGGCAAAACCUUCUGCACAACAGGCACGAUGGCUCGCGACGCCGGUUCAUCCAGUCACCCAAGACUCUGGGCGGGGCCCAACGGCUAUGGUGUUUCUCAACAUGGGCGGCCCAUCGACGACCGAUGAAGUGGGCGACUUCCUCAGCAGACUAUUCUCCGAUGGCGAUCUCAUCCCUCUCGGCCGGCUCCAGGGCUACAUCGGCCCGCUCCUCUCCAAGCGGCGCACGCCCAAGAUCCAGCAACAAUAUGCGGCCAUCGGCGGCGGCUCACCCAUCCGCAAGUGGUCCGAGCACCAGUGCGCCGAGAUGUGCAAAAUCCUCGAUAAGAUCUCGCCCGAGACGGCACCGCAUAUGCCCUAUGUCGCCUUCCGCUACGCGAACCCGCUCACCGAGGACAUGUACCGGCAGAUGUUGGCCGACGGGUUCGGGAACGGCCGCGGGGGCCGCGCCGUCGCAUUCACCCAGUACCCGCAGUACUCGUGCUCGACGACGGGGAGUAGCCUAAACGAGCUGUGGAAGUGGCGCCAGAGGUUGGAGGGCAAGGCCGCGCUGCGGAACGACGGGACGGACGGGACGAUCAAGUGGAGCGUGAUCGACCGGUGGCCGACACACCCGGGCCUCGUCGAGGCGUUUGCGCAGAACAUCGAGGCCAAGUUGCUGGAGUAUCCGGAGGAGAGGAGGAACAAGGUGGUGCUGCUCUUCUCGGCACACAGUCUGCCCAUGUCGGUGGUGAACAGGGGCGAUCCGUACCCGGCCGAGGUCGCCGCCACUGUCCACGCUGUGAUGCAGCGGCUGGGCAACGCCAACCCUUGGCGACUGUGCUGGCAGUCUCAAGUCGGCCCUCAACCCUGGCUCGGCCCGCAGACGUCGACCUCGGUGGAGGACUACAUCGCCAAGGGCCAGAAGGACUUGCUUCUCAUCCCCAUCGCGUUUACCUCGGACCACAUUGAGACGCUCUACGAGCUUGACAAGGAGGUGAUUGGCGAAUCAGGGCACGCCGACACGGUCAAGCGUGUCGAGAGCCUGAACGGCAGCCCGGUGUUUAUUCAGGCGCUUGCCGACCUGGCCAAGUCGCAUCUCGACAGCAGGGUCCCAUGUUCGACGCAGAUGGGACUGAGAUGUCCGGGCUGCAAGAGCGAGAGGUGUGCCGAGUCCAAAAAGUUCUUUGCGAGCCAGCAGGUAUAAGACUGGCUGUUCCAGUACGCUGGCGUAUUAUAUCUUGUAUACUAUCCAAGUCUGCUCUACCGCGGCUCCCGAAAUUGUCGUGAGUUGCUCUCCCGAUACAAUUGUACGUUUUGGGAGUGCAUUUUGGCGGAUUCGUGUCCAUGUUUUUUUUUUCUCGGUCCACGAGCACGAAAGUGAAGACGCUGGACAUCAGGUGGGGUUGGAAACCGGAUGCAACCCGACGUUGACG
Molecule: messenger RNA, 1741 nt
Organism: Thermothelomyces thermophilus ATCC 42464
Lineage: Eukaryota; Fungi; Ascomycota; Sordariomycetes; Sordariales; Chaetomiaceae
Exons: 3
Coding region: 280-1512 (410 amino acids)
Biological process (GO): heme biosynthetic process
Molecular function (GO): protoporphyrin ferrochelatase activity
Source: RefSeq, a predicted model, not a curated record